This is a messenger RNA of Cylicocyclus nassatus, 728 nucleotides long. Lineage: Eukaryota; Metazoa; Nematoda; Chromadorea; Rhabditida; Strongylidae. The record is from the annotation of a GenBank genome assembly.
UCUAGAUCGGCAUCAAUAUGGCAUCCGACACAGCAGCGACCAAUGCGCUUCUUAAUGCUGAAACGGAUUUUGGCUUGGAUUUGCUCCGACAGUCCCCAGCAAAUGCCGAGCUAGUCAUUUCACCACUUUCUAUCAUCCUUGCGUUGACAAUGGUUCAGGCUGGAGCGAGAGGAAAGACAAAAGAGCAAAUCGAUAAAGUUAUAGCAAAAGGAGCAAAUGACAAGGAUAUCAAAAACUUUUACUCGUUCCUCUCAAAUGACAUUAGGAACUCGACAAAUGGUGUGCGAACUAAUAUAGCAAACGCAUUCUUCUUGGAUAAGAAAUAUGCAGUGGCAAAGCAGUAUGCUGAAACCAUAGAUCAACUUUAUGCUGCAAAAGUUGAGAUCUUGGAUUUUGAUCAAAUCCAAGAGACAGCUAAGAUUAUCAACGCGUUUGUCGAUAAUGCUACUAUGGGAAAGAUCAAAGACUUCAUUCAAGAGAAGAUGGUCAAGGAUGCCUUUUCGCUUGUUGUCAAUGCCGUUUAUUUCACUGCAAAAUGGGAACACGAAUUCUCAAAGGAAUUUACAUCAGACGCAACCUUUUACAGCUCUGAAAACCAGCAAAGAGAGAUCGAGUUUCUCAAAGAGUCCGACGAGCAUCGGUUUUAUACAGAAGACGAAAGGGUGCAAGUUUUGUCACUUCGUUACAAGGAUACCUCCUAUGCAGUCAACAUAUUUCUCCCUAAAAAG